Adineta steineri is the source of this 693-nucleotide messenger RNA. The record is from the annotation of a GenBank genome assembly. Lineage: Eukaryota; Metazoa; Rotifera; Eurotatoria; Adinetida; Adinetidae.
AUGGCUGACUGUUCAGUUAAUGAACUUCGUUUUGAUCAACUACUACAAAUUCCUGCUGGUCAAUGUCAACAAUAUAUCUCCGCACCCAGCUGUUCUGUUGGUCUUACCUUCGAGUAUCACAAGCAGAAAUAUUCUGCACGCUUUCAACAUAGUCUUGUAUCAUGGGAUUAUAUCUAUAUCACUUCUGGACCUUAUCUAUCGUAUGAUAUUCACUAUUUAUGUUCAAAAGAAACAAAAUGUGCUCUUUUGUAUGCACAAAAGAGAGUCAAUGAAAUGAUCAAUCGUGCAUAUAAUGUCACUCGUGUAUACGGACAACUCGCACCAUUUCUCGAAAAUCCUUUACGAAACGAUUCCAUACACUGUUACAAUAUUUAUAACGAGAUUAUUAUGUGUCCAUCUAAACAAGUUUGUAGUAUGGAAUAUGAUCAGCGAGUGAAUAAGGUCAAAUCACGUGGUUGUGAAUCACGUGUCACUCCUAGAAUUUAUGUGCAUGAUGGUGAAUCUAAUUCAUAUUUUCAUAUUGAAUGUGAUAGUGAUUUAUGCAAUACUGAUGAAACAUACCUGGAAAUUAGAAAAAUUUUUGCUCAUAAUGAUUUAACCGAUAUCAAUGGACGAUUCAUUGCUGCGGGAACAAAGACCAUGAUUUCUACUCUUUUCAUAAUAUUUGCGUUGUUUUUUGUCAUUGUCUUUUAG